Molecule: messenger RNA, 1324 nt
Organism: Pieris brassicae (large cabbage white)
Lineage: Eukaryota; Metazoa; Arthropoda; Insecta; Lepidoptera; Pieridae
Product: spermatogenesis associated 6-like protein
Exons: 7
Coding region: 176-1207 (343 amino acids)
Biological process (GO): spermatogenesis
Molecular function (GO): myosin light chain binding
Source: RefSeq, a predicted model, not a curated record
GCCAAAAUAUGUAAAUAACAACGUUUCUAAUCAAAAAAUUAAAAUUUUGUAUUUACAAUCCAAACUAAAGCAUAUGUUUUAAUUUAUUUUGUUAUGUUCUUCUCAAUUAUUACGUUAUUCUUGUGUAAUGUAUGUACUAGAAUAAGCCAACUCUAUAUCAUCGAUAUGCCACCGAAUGAUGCCGAAAGUUAUUGAGUUGACGAUUGAAAUAGAUAUUCAAAAGGUAAAUUUAAUAUCUGUUUCUUGCCCCGGAGUAUGGUUGUGUCAAGAUGGCCGUGUUUCUCUUACAGUAUUUGCAUUGGGAACAAGUUAUCAAACUUGCCUUUUACCCCCAAUGUUUCCUCUUAUGUUCAGGGAUGUAUUUUACUUUCGCAAAAGAUUUCAAGAGAGUUGUGCUUUAAGUAAUAUUUGCUGUCUACUAAAGGAUGAAACAAUAUAUUGUGAAUUAGUACAGUGGUGUGAAGAUUGCUCAAGUGGCGAGUGCGUAAUCUUGGCCCAGUAUCUAGGCUCCUUAAAUGAUGUUCUAUUCCCACCAAAUGUGUGUUCUACAGAUGGAGUUGACCUGCUUAUGCGCAGGUCUAAGGAUUUUCCUGGAAUUCUUUCACCUAAAAUUGAGAUAGCUACAAAGGUGAGAAUAGAUGAAAUAUGGAGUCAAGGCUGCGGAAUGAACAACAAAGUGAAGGCUUGUCAUUGUGGUCCUACAGAUACAGAAGCAAGGCAGAAACAAGUCUGUCAUUCUGCACAAUAUCAUAGGACCAAAUGUAAUCAGGCUAGACGUAUGCCAUCAAGAUCUAGAUCGAGGUCUCGAACGCGCUCUGAGGGCUCUAGGUCCUGUUGUAGCCUUGUUGCGGAACCGGCUGCGCAUGCGUCGUGUCGGUGCCCCAAUCCCUUGACAAGCAAAUCCCGUAUCUCCGUUUGCCAAAAUAGGCGGCCUCGUCGUCAGUACAACGUGUAUAAUGUUGACACGAGCGAUGUUGUAUGGGGCGCGAAUAACUCACGGAAUACAGAUGUUUUACGCACAUCCAUGGAGUCUGACUUGGGAACUCUACCAAGGGAAGAUCGAAUCCAGAAAUUAUUACUAGAAUCUCAAUAUAUAGACUACGGCAAACUGUGCAAUUCAGAGAAAAAUAAAUAUAAUUAUAAAAUGUCGCCUUGCCUUUGCGAGAUUUGUAAACGAUAUCAUGAAUUGUUUCACACUGAAAUUUAAUUUAUACAAAUUUAUUUAUUUAUUCAAAAUUAUAGUAAUACCAAAUUUAAGUUAUAAAGACUGUUUUAAUCAUGUACAUAAUUUUUUAAUUUAUAUAUUUUUUGUUACAAAUAAAUA